Molecule: messenger RNA, 2067 nt
Organism: Aedes aegypti (yellow fever mosquito)
Lineage: Eukaryota; Metazoa; Arthropoda; Insecta; Diptera; Culicidae
Gene: Alg2
Product: alpha-1,3/1,6-mannosyltransferase ALG2
Exons: 2
Coding region: 163-1410 (415 amino acids)
Molecular function (GO): alpha-1,3-mannosyltransferase activity; GDP-Man:Man(1)GlcNAc(2)-PP-Dol alpha-1,3-mannosyltransferase activity
Source: RefSeq, a predicted model, not a curated record
UUUGUCCUUUAGCUUCUGACAGAAUCAUCCUUUUUGUUUUGCUGGCACUCCCACGUAUCUCUGCCUCUGCAUCCAGAUUUUGCGUGUGCAGCAUCCGUUCAUCAGGAGUUUCACAGAAAAAAGUUGGAGAUUUUCCAGUUCAGGUGAAAAAUCAACGCAGACAUGGUACGCAUUCUGUUCGUCCAUCCGGACCUGGGUAUUGGAGGCGCCGAGCGGCUGGUCGUCGAUGCGGCCCUCGCACUGCAAAACAAAGGCCACACUGUCAGCUUCCUGACCAACCAUCACGAUCCGGACCAUUGCUUCGAGGAGACCAAAGAUGGUAAACUGGCGGUCAAGACGGUUGGCGAUUGGAUUCCGAGGGACAUUUUCGGCCGAUGUUACGCUCUGUGCGCUUACGUCAGAAUGGUCUAUGCGGCGUUCUACUUUACGUUUUUCCUCUCGAAGAAGGAGCGUUUUGAUGUGGUGUUUUGUGAUCUAAUCUCACUGGGGAUUCCCAUUCUACGGUUGGCACGAGCUAAUCCAAAAGUUCUGUUCUAUUGUCACUAUCCGGAUCAAUUGCUGUCGAAGCCGGGCAACCUGCUGAAGAAGUACUAUCGAAUGCCGCUGAAUUUCCUUGAGGAAGUUACGACAGGACAGGCAGAUGGAAUCCUGGUCAACAGCAAGUUCACCAGCAGAGUAUUCAAGGAAACUUUCAAACGAAUCUCCGUCGAUCCGGACAUUCUAUACCCGUCCCUCAAUACCAAAUACUUCGACGAAACGGUCGUAGAGGAGAAGGAUCAAAUCGCCGGCAUUCCUCCCGAUUGCUUCGUAUUCCUAUCCAUCAACCGUUACGAGAGGAAGAAGAAUCUGCCACUCGCCCUUCUGGCUUUCGAAAAGCUGCAAAAGCUAGUCUCGUCCCACGAAUGGAACAAACUGCUUCUCAUAGUGGCAGGUGGGUACGACGAACGCGUCCUGGAAAACGUCGAACAUUUCGACGAACUGGAAGACCUGGCCGAAGAUAUGGGCCUUCGCAGUAAGAUCAAAUUCCUCCGGUCGCCGAGUGAUCGGGAGAAAUUGUUCCUGCUUCAGCGUGCCCAAGUUCUGGUGUACACCCCGGAGAACGAACACUUCGGAAUAGUGCCCCUGGAAGGAAUGUAUCUCGCCAAGCCGGUCAUUGCGGCCAACAGUGGCGGCCCCACGGAAACCAUCAUUCACGAUCAAACCGGCUUCCUGUGUGAACCGGAACCGGAUAGCUUUGCGGCUGCCAUGGCCAAGUGCGUCAAGGACGACCGGAACUGCGAACGAAUGGGCGAGAUGGGACGGAAACGCGUUCAGCAGCGGUUUGCCUUCGAAGCGUUCAGCACCAAGCUGGACAACAUCGUUAAGGAUCUGGUGGUGAGCAAGGGGGACGACCAGAAGAAGCAGAAAUAGCGAAGAAUUGCCUUUCCGCUGUCAGCUUUUCUGCUACUGCAGGCCAUGCGGAAUGUCGCUAACUGCUACUGACUGAUCGAUCGAAUGCUAACCUACCUCCUCUCUUCAAUGGCGGUGUUUUCUCCGAAAGGUUUGGCAAAAUAGUGCCACGUGAAAGAAAAAAGAAAGCGCUCAUUUUGUUCCAAAUUUAUUAAUGUGAUAGUUGUAAGGCAAAAAUAAUGUUCUUGAUUAGAGUCCUGUGAAAAAUGUGACUAAAACGCGUUAUUAUAAUUAUACUGUUAAAAUGCUUUACAAUGACAGUUUGCUGAACCUCUAAACUUUGCUCCUGCUGUUUGUAGUUGCAUGUGGCUCGCAAAAGCUACCUUAAUCUUUUCAAAGAAUAUCGAUUCAUCAUAAAACUAGUCGUAAGUAACUUUCGGUGUUAUUCUUGUUUCAGCGCUAGAAACUUAUUCGUUAUGGGAGUCAUCUCUAAAAUUGGCCAAGCUUGACUUUUUCAUUUUUCUCAUCAUGAGCAAUAUACAUUUUCGAAUGGCAGAAUAAGUUCUAGUGGAAUCAAUAAUAACGCUGAAAUUUUAUUGGUUUUACCCUCACCUUUGUGAAUGAAAUUAGAAACAUAGUACUUGCUGCACCUAAAAUAAAAUCAGUGAUAAAAAAAUA